Chelonoidis abingdonii (Abingdon island giant tortoise) is the source of this 1324-nucleotide messenger RNA. RefSeq names its product peptidylprolyl isomerase B (gene PPIB). The record is from RefSeq and is a predicted model, not a curated record. Gene Ontology annotation, molecular function: peptidyl-prolyl cis-trans isomerase activity; cyclosporin A binding. Gene Ontology annotation, biological process: protein folding; protein peptidyl-prolyl isomerization. Lineage: Eukaryota; Metazoa; Chordata; Testudines; Testudinidae. Gene Ontology annotation, cellular component: intracellular membrane-bounded organelle; cytoplasm.
AUGGAAACGCGCUAUUCUGGCUCGCUGGGGGGAGGAGCGUCGCCUCCCAUCGGGAUCGAUUGCUUCCUUCCGCCGCGGCUUGUAGUGCGGGGGAGCGAUUCGGGCCGUACCACAUGCCAGGGCGAGCGGAGGCGAUUCCGCCCCGGGCUGGGGGAGAGUGGGCGGGCGGUGGUGCGGCGCUCGCGGUCCGGAUGCUGGCGGCCGGCGGGCGCAGUUGGGGGCUGCGUUCGCAGGAUGAAGCUCGGCCGCGGCGCGUGUGGGCGGGUCGCUGCUGUGCUGCUACUACCGGCCGCCUCGCGGGCCGUGAGCGCAAGGCCCCGGGCCCGCCGUACCCCGCCCAGAUCUUCUUCCUCGCCCGGAUCUCCGACCCCCCGGUCCCCGGGACCCUACCCCUCCUGGCCCCGAGCUUCGCACCCCAGCCGGGGCGGGCUGGACUCGGCUCCCCUAGAGCGGGACGCGAUGCCCGCUGCCGGCCCCUGGGGUGCCACACCAUGGCAGGAGAAACAGGAAUCCCUGGCUAACGCUGCCUCCCUUGUACCACAGGUGUAUUUUGAUCUGCGGAUCGGGGACGAAGAUGUUGGCCGGAUCGUGUUUGGCCUUUUUGGGAAGACAGUCCCAAAGACUGUGGAGAACUUUGUUGCCUUGGCCACCGGAGAGAAAGGGUUUGGGUUCAAGGGCAGCAAGUUCCACCGUGUGAUCAAGGACUUCAUGAUCCAGGGAGGAGAUUUCACCCGCGGAGAUGGCACUGGAGGCAAGAGUAUCUAUGGUGACCGUUUCCCUGAUGAGAACUUCAAGCUGAAGCACUAUGGACCUGGCUGGGUUAGCAUGGCCAAUGCUGGCAAGGACACCAACGGCUCCCAGUUCUUCAUCACCACAGUCAAGACCCCCUGGCUGGAUGGCAAGCAUGUUGUGUUUGGCAAAAUCCUGGAAGGGAUGGAUGUGGUGCGGAAGGUGGAGAACACCAAGACAGACAGUCGGGACAAGCCCCUGAAGGAUGUCACCAUUGCUGACUGUGGCACCAUCGAGGUGGAGAAACCAUUUGCCAUUGCCAAAGAGUAAACCAUCCUGCCCCAACACCAGGGCAGGGCCAUGCAGGCUGAGCUGGCCUGUGAAGGGCUGGGGGCUGUGAUGCUCCACAGGGCCCCUUGGAUCUAGCUACCCUCUGGGUGAACAGCAGCUGUACCCUGCCACCAACCUCCUGCCUGGCCUCUCUUCCUGUUCUCUGUGACCCAACACAUUCUGUCUGGCCAGCAGAGGGGGUGUGGGUCCAUCACUUUUGUAAGAAGCACAUGCACUAAUAAAUGUGAUCAGUGUGUUUUUUAUA